This is a messenger RNA of Ipomoea nil (Japanese morning glory), 1834 nucleotides long. RefSeq lists its product as uncharacterized. Lineage: Eukaryota; Viridiplantae; Streptophyta; Magnoliopsida; Solanales; Convolvulaceae. The record is from RefSeq and is a predicted model, not a curated record. The transcript has 5 exons. Bases 439 to 1737 code for a protein of 432 amino acids.
CAUUGCGCCUGCGUUCUUCGCAGAUGUCCUACCCGCAACCUAGAAGUUUCUUUGCUCUACCUUGAGCUAAUCGUCGUAUGCUUAAUGGAGAAAAAAUAUAGGUUCAUAACAUUACUCUUUUUCUAAAUCUUUCUGAUUUUGGGCUAAUGUUAGUCUUAAUCUGCAUAAAUCCUAGCAAGCUAGGGUUGCUCUCGUCAGUAAUUGUUCUUCAUGUUGUUAUCUCGAUCUCUGCCUUAUCUUGGUCUUAAUACUUCAAAAUCCUAUUUUGAUAGGGUUAAGAUCUAAGCUUCAAUCAUCUCGAGCAACAACAAUGAAGUAACAGACGACAAUAACGGGGGUGCAAUCCACAAUUAUGAUUUCUGAAAACUCAGCGGCUCAGCCUCCGUCUAUGAUGAAGGAUUAAUAUUGUUGUAGAAGGCUUAGCUCACUGAUUCCUACAUGGUAUCAGAGCUUCCAUGCAGCUACGCAGCCGCAGUAACUAUGGAUAGAAAUGCCGCCGGAGGAAAUUCUGCUGGAAGUGCAGCAGGAGCAGCCACUCCGGUCAGUCAGAUCCAAGCUAAUCAAAAUCCGGUUUACAGAGUAGAUGAACUGGAUGAUCCUUUGUAUCUUCACGCAACAGAGAAUCCAAACACCAUACUUGUCUCUCCUCCUCUUACUGAGAGCAAUUAUGCAGCCUGGAGCAGGUCCAUGAAGAUUGCACUUGGCGUGAAGAACAAAUUUGCAUUCGUUGCUGGUACGAUUCCCUGUCCAGCUCAAUCAGAUGCUAGAUACGGAACUUGGAAGAGGUGCAACGAUAUUGUUUGCGCCUGGAUCUUACGUUCACUUAGUCCAUCUAUUGCUGAGAGUGUGUUGUACUUUGAGGUAGCAGAAGAGAUCUGGAAUGCUUUGAAGAAAACAUAUUCUCAAGCAGAUCCACACAAUAUUGCUGAGAUUCAGAAUGAGAUCUACAGAAGUGUGCAAGGUAAUCUAUCGAUUAAUGAAUAUUUCACUAGAUGUAAUGCUCUUUGGGAACAAUUGAAAACUGUUAGACCACUGCCUGUUUGUGAAUGCACACCUAGAUGCAAUUGCACACUUCUGAGCAAAGUUCUAAAGGAUAGGGAGGAUGAUCAAGUAAUUAGGUUUCUAGAUGGCUUAAAUGAUGAAUAUGAAACUAUCAAAUCUGGUGCACUGGUCAUGGAUCCCCUACCUAGUAUGGAAAAAGCUCUUAACAUGGCUUUGAAGCUAGAGAGAAAGCUCAAUGGUUCUAGUGGCUAUAAGACCUCUGAAAUUGGUCAAUCUAAUGCUAUUCAAAAUCAAACUGGAGAGGAUCAGAAUAUUGUGGCAAUGGCUAGCUCAAACAACAAGAAGAAAUUCAAUGCCUAUGGAGGGAAAAAUGUGACCAAAUGCACAUAUUGUGGAAUGAAUGGCCACACUAUAGACAAGUGUUUUAAGAAGCAAGGGUAUCCACCUGGCUGGAUACCUGGUUACAAGACUAAAUACAAGCAGAACCAAAGCAAUCAAGACAGUCAGCACAGCUUUAGUCCUUCUGUGAAUCAAGUUGCAGAUGUGGGAUUGCCUGCUGACCAGUUUCAGAAGCUGGUUUCUCUUUUGCAAAAUCAGAACCAAGGAAGCCAAGCUAACCAAGCUUCCACCAAUGCUGCAAUUACCAUGAGUAAGACUGGAAUGAGGCAAGAGAUCAUCAGUUCCUCUGCUGAUACAGAAGAAGGGGCUACAUGGGAUGAUGGAUGGUUUUGCUAAGGCAAAGGAUGGACUCUAUCUUCUAAGCCAUCCUCCUGUUAAGAGAAAUCAGUGUGUUGAUUUUGAUAAACACUGUAAUAGCUUAUCUUUGCAAAUG